GAAGGCCGGGUUGGAGCGGCCUCGUGUCCUCUCACGUCCGGUUUUGGGGGGCGGACCGGAGGGUGAGAGGUGGCUGGCGGAUUUGCGCUUCCCGCGACUGAGAACGACGGGGCAAGAGGAAAAAAAAAAAAAGAACUGAGAGACCGAGGGGAACGAGGGGCUUUCCAGGGCCCUGGCUUUAGAGCAGGCGGGACCGCGGCUCACAGGUUCUGAACGGUGUGUCUUGUGGGCCCUGGGGGGCUAAAACCAUUAACCGGAGGGAGACAUGGCCCCUGCUCCCGGGGCUCGAGUAGCCGUGAGGUCUUCCUGGACCAGAGGAGAAACAAGGAAAGAGGCUCCCAGGGUUCACUGCUACAGAGAAACUGAAAGCACACGUGUACACCUAGGAGUUCUCGCCGUGGGUUCAGUCUUGUAAAACGCUGCUACCUGGAGCCCUAAAGCCUGAAAUCUGGACACCGUUACGUUAUUAUUUGAGAUGUACCAGCUAUACAAUAUCAGAUGAAGAAACUGAUAUUAAGAGGGGUUGAGAAAUUUGUCCAAGACACAUGACCAGAAAGCAAGAAACACUUGACAAUUGGUAUUUAGCAUAAUGGUAUCUAUAAACAAAACUAGUGAAAUAAUUGAAAAACUUAGAGCAAACAGACAACUUCUUUUGGAGGAAAUAAACCAAAAGCGUGACUCCAAUUGCUUAGUGGAAAGAAGCAAUCAAGUCAGCUUACUGAGAGUUCAGAAGAGGCAUUUCAGUAAUGCCUACAAGUCCUUCAUGGACGGGAAGAUCAAAGACCCUGCCCCUGACAGCGGCAGGAGCUCCUGGAUCAACCUGAGUCACCUUGCUCACAAGCAGAAGAAGCACUUUCCACCCCAAAAUCAUGCCAUAUUUGGAUAAACUGCAUUUCCAGAGACACAGAAAUACAUUCUCUUUGGCCCUUCUCCAAAAUGUCUAAAUUAUUUACAAAUAUUAAUUAUAAAAUAAGCUAAACAAAACUACUCACUAGAUCAUCAAAAAUACUUUAUUAAGUCACAUUCAUCAUACUACACCUUCAUUCAUUCCAUUCCAUCAUUUAGGCUUAGAUAUGUUAAAGAGAAGAUUUGAGUUGAUGAGGGUACUUUCAAAGAUGAAUGACCUGAAAAUCUACUUUACAGUGAUCUUGUCAUUACUAAUAUGAAAUGUUUAAAUACAGGGUUAUAUCUGUUUCUAUUAAUCAGUGGAAUAUAUUGACCAACCCCACUCAUCAGGUUAAAGACUAAAGUUAUUCAAAGUCAACAUUUGCUUAAUCACAUGAACUUACUCUGUAAGAAAGAGCUACAAUUGUGAUUAUUUGAAUAAGAACGUAUGUAAGAGAGUAACAUAAGGUGUCUACAGGUAGACCUUUUUGUUAUUUAUAUAUAUAUUAUAGAUUUAUUUAUUUUUCUUGAAAGAGUUACAGAGAGGCAGAGGCAGAAAGAGAGAGAAAGAGAGAGAGAGAGAGAGAGAGAGCUUCCAUCCAUUUGGUUCACUCCCCAAAUGGCUGCAAUGGCUGGAGCUGGGCCGAUCUGAAGCCAGAAGCCAGGAGCUUCUUUUGGGGCUCCCAUGUGGAUGCAGGGGCUGAAGGACAUCGACCAUCUUCUACUGCUUUUCCAGGCCAUAGCAGAGAGCUGGAUCAGAAGUGGAGCAGCCGGGACUCGAACUGGUACCCAUUU
This is a messenger RNA of Lepus europaeus (European hare), 1680 nucleotides long. RefSeq names its product spermatogenesis associated 45 (gene SPATA45). The transcript has 4 exons. The coding region runs from base 590 to 886 and encodes 98 amino acids. The record is from RefSeq and is a predicted model, not a curated record. Lineage: Eukaryota; Metazoa; Chordata; Mammalia; Lagomorpha; Leporidae.